This is a messenger RNA of Episyrphus balteatus (marmalade hoverfly), 1177 nucleotides long. RefSeq lists its product as uncharacterized. Lineage: Eukaryota; Metazoa; Arthropoda; Insecta; Diptera; Syrphidae. The transcript has 2 exons. The record is from RefSeq and is a predicted model, not a curated record. Bases 256 to 1050 code for a protein of 264 amino acids.
AAAAAACAGUCUCCUCUCGUUAUCACUAAAAUCCUCCCGUCUGUCAUGUCAAAACAUCAAAAUCGAGGUAUUAAAAAAAUCACAAAUCUAUUUAUUUUCUUCGCCAUCGCCGUGGAUAGCCAUCAAUUUAAAACCAUAUUAAAACAAAUUAUUUGUUGCAAUUUGAUGUUUGUAAUGUUUAUUAUCAACAUCAUUUAACUUCCUCCACAAAAAUCGUUUGUUUUUACAAAAUAUAACAAAUAAUAAACUUACAUCAUGAGCGAAUGGAAAAUGCAACGUGAUGAAGUUGAAAAACUAAUAAGUUACUACAAAAGGUACAAGUGUUUAUGGGAUUUCAGAAGCAACGAAUAUAAACGAUACGACUUAAAAAAGUAUGCUUGGCAGAAACUAGGAAAGCUUUUUGGCAAAGAAGCUAGCGAAGUCAAAAGAAAAAUUAAAUAUCUACGCAGCGCCUAUGUUGCUGAGAAGAAAAAAGUUGACGAUUCCUAUGGAACCAGCCGAAUAUACAGACCCAACUUAUUUUAUUAUGAUGAUUUGAAUUUCCUUGAUUCAAUAAUUGUCUGCAGGAAAGGACCACGAUUUGAAAGUUUUGAAAACUCUUCUGAUCCCAUCGGCGGCGGCAGCGAGUGCAAAGAACAACCCCUUGAGAAUACAUUAAAAGUGCAAUAUGUGGGCAUAGAGGAUGAAGUAUUUGCAUCAGCUUCGCCUUCACCACCUCCAUCGCCUCCCAAGAAGCCAGCUGAUUCGCGUUUAAAGGUGAAAAAUCAAUCGAACAGACUAGCGCCAUAUUAUUCAAAGUUGGAUGCUGCAGUUACUAAACUUGCAGAGGUAUCAAAAUCUACCACCGAAGACUCAAUAUACACAGCUUUUGGUAAAACGAUAGCGUUGCAAUUGAGCCAGCUUCCACCUUUGGAUGCAACGGCUACCAUGUCCGAGAUUUAUCAGUCGUUAUCGAAGAAUAUUAUUAAGGCGAUGCUAUCGAAAAACAGACAUUCUGCGGAGACAAAAGAGAGAAGUUUGGAUAUGGAAACAGAAAAUUAUCCAUGUUAGUAGAAUUAGUUAAAUCAAGGAGUUUUCGUGUAUGUAUUAUUAUUGUUUUUGAAAACUAAUAUUUGCAAUAGUUUUUAAUAAAAUUGUGAGUGUGAUAAAAAUAUAGUAAACUGUGUUUGACUUUUAU